Messenger RNA from Thrips palmi, 3277 nucleotides. It is a transcript of the gene in, whose product is annotated as protein inturned. Bases 189 to 3041 code for a protein of 950 amino acids. Gene Ontology annotation, molecular function: protein binding. Lineage: Eukaryota; Metazoa; Arthropoda; Insecta; Thysanoptera; Thripidae. The record is from RefSeq and is a predicted model, not a curated record. Gene Ontology annotation, cellular component: cilium; cytoplasm. Gene Ontology annotation, biological process: vesicle-mediated transport; cilium assembly; nervous system development. The transcript is spliced from 23 exons.
CACCUGGAGGACUGGACUGCGGCCGGGCCGGGGCCUGGAGAUGGCCUGGAGGAGGAGGAGGACGCAACCCUGCCUCCUGGAGUUUGACGUCUGAGAAGGAGUCCGAGAGGUAGAUACGCGACGCGAUAUUUAUCUGCUAGCGGAAGAAGGAUAUUGAAGCCCCCAUUACCUAUCACUAUGGUGUAGUGAUGAUGCAUCGUGAAACUCUAUCCUUGAUGACUUCCAAUUCGUCUGGACAGUUCUCUGAAGAAAGCACAGCAACUUCAGAAAAUGAGUCCUGUGAUGAUGUUAAGUCAUGGCAAAGCACAAAUUCAUCGUCAUGCAGUUCUUGUACUGACUCAGGCUCAGAUGAAGGGUCUGUUGAGUGGGAGUCAGAAGUAAGGUCAGAUGGUGAACUAUAUUAUAUAGUCUCUGACCCAUUGCACCAACCAAAAAAUUCUAGUGAGCCAGUCACUGACAUCAACAUUGGUACAGCUGAUACUCAUACCUCUGCAUUGAAAGAUUCAACAUCAAAAUCAUGGAGAAAUGGAGGCAAAUUAGUUCGACUCAUUCGUCGAAGAGAAAGCAAAAGGCACCGCAAUAAUGUAUUGAAAAGUACAAAUCCGAUGGGAGGAAGAGAAAAGCAAAAUCCAGUUUCUCAAGCCCCAACUAACGUUAUGAAGGAAGGUACAGAUCAUGUGGUUGAAUUAAAUGUUGACCCAUGGGUGAAACGAAAUCUUGGACGGCGAGCAACCAUCAGUGAAACACUCCUGGGUCUGGUUACUGUCUGCCAUGAAUCAGAAAUUUUUGUUACUGAUUAUGUACCAGACAGUUUGGCUUCCAAACAGUCUUUAAUAAAAAUAGGAGAUAAGAUAGCUUCCAUAAAUGGAAAAGUAGUAACACAUCAAAAUUUCAAUGCAUUACUAGAAGCAAUCAACAUGCCAAUGACUCUUUAUUUGGGUGUCUGCACAAAUCCUUUUGACAAAGCAAGCAGCACUGAUAAUAAAUCAGACAGGAUUUCUUAUCAAACACCUCUGGCUGCGAGAAUAAGUGGACAGUUAUCAAACCACGAUGACUUGAAAAAACUUCUGUGUCAAUCUUCUGUUGGAGUAUUGUAUUUGCAGCUUGAUGGUAUGACAGAAGGUGGUCCCGAAGACCAAGGAGUUUUGUACUGCUAUCCUGGACGUUUUAAAAGCAAUUUUCUGAGCUCCAUCAGAGGAGCAUUCCUCACUCUUUUCCAAUUGAUACCCGAUAUCUCACAAUCACCACCUAGAAGUUCUUCUAUAUUGGUCAAAGGACAGCUCGUUCAUGUCAUUUAUGUUCAAGAAGGACGUGAACUGCUACUCAUUGCACUUCCUGAUUGCAGAUGUUCUCUUGCUGAAGCAAUGAAGCAAUGCAGUGAACUUGUACAAAUGCUACAGUUCACCCACCAAAGUCUCUCCCGUUGUUUCUCUUUACCAGAACAUACCAAAUUUGUUGACCAUGUCAUGUGCAUUUUCUUCUCCCGCUUACUCUUUUCUGAUAAAUGGGCAGAAGUGACUGAUGUUGAUUCGUGUCGCAACAUGACUAUGAUGAUAGGACCAACCCUCCCUCAAUUUGAAUUAAUACUACCAGCAGCGCACCUGGUUCCAUUACCUCGAGAAGCUCAGAUGCAAAUUGACGAUGCUCUGAGUGAAUUAGAAUCAAAUGAUAUUGGUGAUUCAUGUGAAGACCUAGAUUGCCAGAGGCUUUAUACCAUACUUGGAAGCUGCCUUUACCACAAGGGAUAUUUACUUGCAUCCCAUUUUCCACAUUGUGAUCUAUUGGAUGUUCAUGUGUUUUGCCGCCAACAAGGUUUGCUUCAAUUGAACCAAGGGGAGUCAGUCCACUCAUUAGUUAUCUGGAAGGAGGUUUAUCCAAAGUCUGUGUCAAGAGGAUUGACUUCUUCUACAUCUGACUCUACUUACAAUUUUCCAGAAGGUCGAUGGUUUAUUAUGAUUGUUGGUCAGAAGCAAGAUAUGCUGGUCACACUGCUUGAGGCUGGUGGAUGUAGUGCCAGUUUGGAUGGUCACCAUUCACCAGAUGUAUUUUAUGUUGAGGCUGCCCAGGAUACUUUACAGCACUUAAAAAAAACUGGAGUGUCAAGCAUUGCAUCAGAAUGGCUUGAAACACAAUUGCGCCCAAAAUUGAUUUCUCCAGAAGUUGCCAUUGCUUCCCGAAAUUCUUCACGCAGAGUUAAUAGCUUACUGGGACUCCGAGUUCAUCAUGACCCAAUAUGGCAGAGCAGCUUUUCUUCUAUAUUAAAUUCCCCAUCAAAUCGGAAGAGUACUGAUUCAUUAUCUGCAGGAAAAAGGAGGCCAAGUCCUGAUCAUUCUAGUUCAGGUCCCUUACAUGGGGGUGAGACAUCAGAAGAUUCUGCAAGCCUUGUAGCUAGCUUACCUAGUGAUGACACUGUCUUUGUGAACGUUAAAAGUCGGUCAGAGCGAGAUCCCACUCAUGUGUCCCAUUCAGACCACGAAGCAUCUGAAGACUCUGAUUCUGAUUGGGAGGCAAGCGAUAUUCAUGCAGGUCGACGACCCACAAGUACAACUGACUUGUCAGACUUGCACAACUCCCUUUUAAAAAAUGUUGAAGGAACAGUACCAUCUAAAUUAUCAACUGGGCCUGAGAAUAUUGUUUUCCAUUAUGUUCACAUUGACAUAAAUGAAGGUGUCAUGCUAAGUCCAGUUCAUUCCUCUUACUCAACAAAUUUGAUUGAAAUUCUCUCAAAAUUUCGUUCUACUGCGAUGCAGAUACAUUCAUUAUUCCAGAACACUAUUUCAUUCAAGAAGUUGAAAGGUGUGGAGGCAAGCCAUUCAUUGAUUAAUAAGUCACUGGUUGCAAUCAAAGAAUUUGGUGCAUUAUUUGAAUGCAAUUUGCCACUAAGAGGGAAUGAGAAAUCACCAUCUUCUAUGAACUUUUGGGUUGUCGGGCGGCUCUUCUUCAUGCCUGCUUCACGGGAAGUUUAUGUUUGCUAUGAAGAUUCUGCCCCUCAAAAUCUUGUGGAGUUGGCAUUUCGGCUAGCUUUAACAACGACAGGCUGAAUUUUUAUACAUACAUGUUCUCUGAAUAAACUAUAUAGUUAUAUAAUGAAAUGAGAUUUGAACUGAUCUUUACAUGAUUAAAUAGAAUGUAACUAAUAUUGCUCAAUGUAGUCAUCAAUAUGUUUUUAAUGUUAAAAUUUCCAAUUAUAAAAGAAUUUAGCUACUACUUUUGAUGUUACAAAUUUAUGUAAACUUGCAAUUUAUCAUCAAAAUAGAAAUUUAUGAUAUUCAUUUAA